Molecule: messenger RNA, 2584 nt
Organism: Phlebotomus argentipes
Lineage: Eukaryota; Metazoa; Arthropoda; Insecta; Diptera; Psychodidae
Exons: 3
Coding region: 684-2138 (484 amino acids)
Biological process (GO): SCF-dependent proteasomal ubiquitin-dependent protein catabolic process
Cellular component (GO): SCF ubiquitin ligase complex
Source: RefSeq, a predicted model, not a curated record
AAAUGCGUUUCCCUCACUCGAAAAUUCUCGUCUUAUUCUCUCUCACACUCGCGAGACACCCAAAAUAGAUUACAAAACAUGUCUUCUCAACAAAUUUAACAUCACAAUAGAUGAAAUGGAUAAAAACACAGAUCUCUUGCAAGAAUCAGCUUCACUUUUACGAUCUCAUUUGUGCGCAAAUUUGACUCAACGUAGACAAAAGCACACCUCUUAUUCCGCAAAUCUUACCUUUCCACAUCAACACGAAUAUGCAAAUUCCCUCAACACUUCAUCUGCUCCUCAUCUUUAUCUACACUCCAACUCAACUCUGUAACUGUCUGCCUUGAGAUUUGAACUUCUUCGUGGUCAGUUUGAGAAAAUCUUCUGCAGCUUCUUGACUACACUUUUUCUCCCCUUUUCAAAAUACACUAUCAAUUGCCGAAUCUUCACGAACUCUCCCUCCCACUCACACACAAAAUCACAACCCCAGUGAAAUUCUAGUGCUCUUCAUUGUUCUUCAACUGUGACAAAUUAUUUGGAGCAAUUUAAUUGCAAUAUCACAGCAUAUCCGCAAGUCCACAAGACAAAGUUUCCGAGUAAUUUUCACCAAAGUUGCAAAACUCGUGAAAAUUUAUUCUUCACGUGAGACGUUAUGUGACGACGGCCAGGCAUAUUGAUCGUUGGCCACACGCCAAGUUGUGAAAAUGCCUAAGAAGAACCAAAUACGAACACUCUGCGAUCAUGCCCUAUCUCAAGUCGCCCGGACCAUUGUCCAGGCGAUCGGCGACGGCACGUUCAUGUUCGCCGGAGAAUUGGCAGUGGUUAUGGUGCAAAUAAACGACUAUCUUGAGAAUGCUGGGGCGACUAGUGACAUAUAUCAAGAUCUGCUCAGAGUUAUCCUAUGUUCGGACACCCUAGACGCCAGCAUUAGAUUCACAUGCCUUCAGAUGCUACUGAACGGUAGCGUUCAAUUCCUUGUGACUGAAAUCUUCCCCUUUUCCUACUACGAAAAGAUAUUGCAGAUCAUCUCCGCUCAAGGACAUGGCUUGAGAUACUUGAAUCUCAAAGGAGUCUGGGUGAAGGAAGAACUGAUGUUCUAUCUCUAUGACAUCAUGUCCAAGUUGCCUCAUCUAGAGCACCUAAGCGUCCCCUAUAUUGCCAAUGACGAACUAUUGGAACACAUAGGCAAACACAGUCGCAAUCUACGAGUUCUUGAUAUCGCUGGAGAGACAGACAUAACGGAAAUAGGGAUGGAAUGUCUCUCUCUCGGCGUCUGCAGAGAGACGCUAUCAGUUGUGGACAUAGGAAUGCUUAGAGAGGAGAAUAUUUGUCACACAGACGUUGCUUUGCUUCUCUCAAAUUGCCCCAAUAUUGUCACUUUGAGAACCUAUUCCUACGUUGGUCGCUCAUUGGUGCACAACCUGCGACAGGAUCCAGGAUUUAGAUGUAAACUCAAAUACGUCCACGACACUGAGACCACAGACAAGAUCCUCGAUGCCAUUGUAACGUGUUGUCCGGCAUUGGAGAAUCUCUACAUGGACACUCCAGAUGCUGGGAUUCUGCACAAACUGCGACACCUGAAGCACCUAGAACGUCUCAAACUCUACAAAUUCAGCUGCAAGGAACUUGAUUCCGUCCUGAUGACUGGUCUCGGUGCAAGAUUACACUUCAUGACACUGAUAAAAGGUCGAGGAACCCUAGACUUAGGCAAGCUAGCCAGCACCUGUCCUGGAAUCGUCGAUCUAGAUUGUUACAUGAUGGACCUGCUCGUCUUCGCCUCAGACCACACCUUCGAAGCCCUCGAGGGACUCGAGAUUCUCAGCAGUUCAAUAGUCCUCAGCAGUCUGAAGCACUUUGUGGCUAAACACACAACCCUCAAGCGACUCGCAAUAGAUACAGUUCAGUUUACGGAUGAAGACAUGAUGAGUCUUUUCGUGGAGAACAACUUUAAUGUACUCGAAGAUAUCUGGUUUACAUCGGCGCCCAAUUUAACAAUUAGCACAGUUGAGAUUCUGUUGGAACGCUGCCCAGAACUUCAGAGCUUGGGCCAAUUGAGCGGCUGGGCACUCACACCUGACGAUCUGUCACUUCUCCGUGGUAUCCUCAAGAGUGGAAAUUCGAGUCUCGUUCUCUCGCCAUCCAGCAUCUUCCCUUCAUAGCCUUCACAGAUUAUAAUGAAUAAAUAGCUGCAGAAUGUGCUUGGAAAUUCCACAAAAUGCUAAUAUACGAGGAAGGGCAAAAGUGAGCAAAUUUCCCCCAAAUUAAUGCUUCAUCACUGAGCUCUCCAUUGAAGGUCCCACAGCCAUCUCUCCCUGCUCUCACGCCGCCCCGAAACGGACGGGAAUGGUUAUUGGCGCAAUUUCAGGUACAACAUGAUAAGAUUCAACUCCAUAAUGCUCCACUGUUGUUCCACAUCAUCCCCAUUGUGCAAACAAUAUUGAAUAUCAUCCCUCUCGCAGCGACAAGGGUGAAAAGUAAACAAGGAAAACUCCAAGAGCAACUCAGACAAAGUGGCCAAAGCAUCGAUGGUGUGAGACGAGCAGAACUACACAGAAAAACUUUUACCUAUACUGUCGAGUAAAAUCAAUAUCGCAAUAUGUAGUUG